Alosa alosa (allis shad) is the source of this 2386-nucleotide messenger RNA. It is a transcript of the gene rnaset2, whose product is annotated as ribonuclease T2. Gene Ontology annotation, molecular function: RNA binding; ribonuclease T2 activity. Gene Ontology annotation, cellular component: extracellular region. Bases 152 to 889 code for a protein of 245 amino acids. NCBI's taxonomy places the organism in Eukaryota, Metazoa, Chordata, Actinopteri, Clupeiformes, Clupeidae. The transcript has 11 exons. Gene Ontology annotation, biological process: RNA catabolic process. The record is from RefSeq and is a predicted model, not a curated record.
UUCAGACUUGUGUUGUGUUGCGACUUGUUGUGAGAGCAAGCAAGAAGUUGUGGUCUCUGGUGCAAGACACAAGGCUAACGAUAAUCCGGCAAAAACAGGUCUCUUGAAGCCACACUGCUGCAUUUGAGCCCAAGCCCAGUCACGGUUUAAAAUGAGAGCGAUUGCACUUGUGACACUUCUGUUCCUCGCAUAUGGCCUGGUGACCCCCUUUUACCUCCAACCAUGGAGCAAGAUUACUCUGACUCUCCAUUGGCCACAAACAUUCUGUGAAACGGCACACUGCAAACAACACUUCAAAUACUGGACUUUGCAUGGACUUUGGCCAAACACAGGCAUGAAUUGUAACAACACAUGGAAAUUCAAUAUGAGUGAAAUACAGGACCUAAAGCCAGAUAUGGAUAAAUACUGGCCAAAUCUUCUACAUCCGACCUCUGUUCAGUUUUGGAGUUACGAAUGGCAUAAACAUGGAACGUGUGCUACAUCAGUGGAGUCUCUUAACAGUCAGCAUAAAUACUUCAGCAAAGCUCUUGAACUGUACAAACAGUUUGACCUCACUAACACCCUGAAAAAUGCUGGUAUUGAGCCUUCAGAGCAGAAUUACCAGUUUGAUGACAUCGAGCGUUGCAUUUGGCAGCAUUUUGGUGCCCAACCAAAGAUUCAGUGUGUUGCAUCAACCAAGGGUGAGCAUGUUCAGGUAUUGGGCCAGGUUGAAAUCUGCUUGAACAGGGACUUCAUGCCUAUUGCCUGCGAGAAGUCAAAGGAAGACCUGUGGAGCCGAGUCAAUGACGUUCUCCUGAAUCGCUUCAGUGCGCCCUCACCAUUCCAUGUCUGUGACUUUGGCACGCCUGUGCAUUAUCCAGUGGUAACAGAAAACAAAACAAGACAUUAAAGUUCCUCUUUAAGGGCUAAUGACGAAGUAGUGGUUUAGAGGAUUUGACCUAUUCAUCGGUUUGUGUUUGACUUCGCUUAAUUGUGGUUUUGGUGGUAAAUCACAUUUCCUCUUUUCUUUAAAAUGCUCUGCUGGUCAGUAUCACAAUCAGUGUCUUAUUCUCAUUUUGCCACGACACAAAGUGUAUGUCAUUGACGAGUCGGCUCAAUACACCCACAUGCCACAUGAUGGGUAUUGUUCAAGCACGAGAACUUUGUUGAUGGGCUUUUUUUGAGCUUUGCCUACCAUUUCACUAAGGGCCUUUAGUCUCUUUCUUGCUCUCUCUCUCUCUAUCCAACUGCUUCGCCCUCUCUCCUUUUCUGUCCUCUCCGUCUUUAAAACUCUGGUGGCCUGCCACAGUUUUAAACAUUAAUGAGCAACUAUGAAUAAGCAGCUUUUUGCUGGACAUCAAACAAAAUGGACCCCCAUUUCACUUCCACCGAUUUUGAAAAAGGUAGAGGUCACCCUCAGGGGAGAAGUAGUGCUGUCUGUGUUACAUUUGAAGAUAUACAGUAUAAGUGCUUCUAUUCAUUUAUUGCUAUUUCUUAUAGUAAUUUUUAGGAUGCAAUUUUGGAGUUAGGAUUAGGCUCUACAAAUUAGGAUGGUAUUUUCACUGGGAGGGUUGUUGAAGAGAAAUCCCCAGACUCUUGUAACUUUAUGUUCUUAUUUCCCAUUAUUUGACAUUAGCAACUUCUGUCAUCUUCAUGGUAGUAGAAUUCUGUAUCAGGGUAAGGGAUGAACGGUAUACUUGUCCCUACUAUGCACUGAUAGUUAAGCAUUCAAUGAGAACUGUGAGGAAGUUUAUUUUUUUUUUUUUUACUUUUAAUUUUACUACUUUACAUUUCUCUUGAAUUAGUAUUGCAUUCUAACUUAAUAUAUUUCCCCACAGAAUUGUUUCUAUAAUUAGCUUUAGCAACUACUUACAUUUAUUGUGUAGUUCUGAGUGGCAUUUGGAGAAGACUGGUGGUUGUGGCGUAGAAUGACAUAGUAAAUCAACCAAGCCAGCCAGCUAAAUGCUUUGAUGGUACUCCACGCUCAAGCAGAGUAUUUUAUUUUUGACUCCAUCUGUGUUUGCUUAUAUGUUACUUUUAUCUUUAAUUUAUUUUUAUUUCAGGUUUUAUACGUUUUAUAAUUUGCACACUUGCAAUUUGUCAUUGAUCCUCUUUUCUUGUAUGUACAUGUUGUGACCACUGGGGGUCAGCAUUUGUUUGCUUAAAGGUUCUCUCACUACUGUAGUAGAGAGAGGAGCAGACCUGAGUUGUUAUGUUGUUAUGCAUUGUUGUUUGUUAUGUAAUUUCUAACACUACAAUAAUACAGAAAUUGGAAUUGGUCAUUUUCAUAAAUCAGCAUUAUAAUGUGUGAAUCAUGUUUUGGAGAUAAUCAACUGGAUUUUAGCACUUUUCUAUUGCAAUGUCUAUUUGAAUGAUAAAAAACAAUAAAAAAAAAUAAAUAACCUUA